Molecule: messenger RNA, 15470 nt
Organism: Homarus americanus (American lobster)
Lineage: Eukaryota; Metazoa; Arthropoda; Malacostraca; Decapoda; Nephropidae
Gene: Ziz
Product: dedicator of cytokinesis protein 9-like
Exons: 38
Coding region: 157-6582 (2141 amino acids)
Biological process (GO): small GTPase-mediated signal transduction; positive regulation of GTPase activity
Molecular function (GO): guanyl-nucleotide exchange factor activity
Source: RefSeq, a predicted model, not a curated record
CGCCAUCUGUGAAAUCAAUUAUAAGAUCACCACCAGUACCCAGCUUAAGCUUUGGACGGUAGGCGACUAGUUCAAGAGACAAGGAUGUAAACAACGGGGAUGCAAGGCCAUACCACCUAUUAUAUUCCUACAUAAUAGUUUUGACCUGUAGCUACCAUGGCAGAGCGUAGAUUUACACGUGGCCUGGGCAAGCCAGGUAUGGCUGCUCAAGUGAGAGAAAACGUGUCGCAAGCAGUGAAAGCAACAGCUACACAGGUCAAGCCAAGACUUGCUGACCCCAUAGACUUUGAGGAGUUUGUUUCUAAGAACAAAGUGAUGUUGAAUAAUGACACCCUGAGAGAACUGCUUAUGUACCCUCUUGAUGAUAUUUCACACUGUGUUGUUCCUCGGGUCACAAGAACUUUGCAGUCAUUAGCUGCUGUUCAUCUUGAUGAGGAAGUGAUGAAUCCUCUUGUGCGGCAGUGCCUUGCAACCUACUCACAAGACCUUACUACCGUGACGCACAAAUAUCUACCAUAUUCUGGGUCUUACCUCCACUUACCAAGAUUACCCCGUGUGGAUGAUUUAAAGGAACAAGUUUAUGAAGUGGAUACUGAUAUUGAACAAGGAGAUCUAGCAAUUUUGACUAAUGGGGAGAAUAUACUGAAGAAAGGGUACCUCCUCAAAGGUCCAGAGAGUGGCAAUGAGAAGAUUUUUGGCAAUUUCUCCUCAAAGACUUUCAAAAGGAGAUUUGCUUGCCUGAGGCAAGAAGUUGAUGGCACUUACCUACUGGAGUUUCACAAAGAUGAAAGAAAACAUGACCCCAAAGGAACUAUUGUAAUGGAUUUCUGCACUCAGAUAUCUAAGAACCCAAGACGGGGGAAAUGCUGCUUUGAGUUGCAGAUGUCUGAGUGUGGAAAAUCUGCCCUAUUGUCUGCAGAAAGUGAGGCUGACUUGGAGGACUGGAUGGACAAACUUACACGUGUUAUUCAUGCUGAUAAGCCUCAGGAUGAGUCCAGAACAGAAAGAGGGUCAACACCUCCCUCGAGUAACUACGGAACUUUACGAGGUUUAGAACAUAGUCUUAAUCCUCAGCUGAUUAAAUAUGCCCAUGAGACAGAUUUUUCUAUUGCACAAGCACGGCGUGAAGAAAGACAUCAGUUGUUUACAUGUUAUUCAAAUCUUCCGCGUUCUGAGAGUGAGAAUGGCAGCGUGGAACUCAGGGAUGAAAGCCUGAUAUGGCCUUAUGAGGAAAAGUUUGGAACUCGUUUUCGAGUUCUUUUUGAGACCAUUAAGUUUAAACUUCAGGCCCCACUGGACUCUGGUGAUGGUCCAUUGUCUCAGCUGGAACCAUAUAUGACCUAUGCCUCUCUCUAUGAUGUUACACAAGGCUGUAAGAUUUCUGAAGACUUCCACUUCGACCUUAAUAACCCUAUGAUUCGGAGUCUGAUAUCCAAGACAAAGAAAAAAUCUGAUGAUCCGAAAGAUAACUCAGGAACAUCACUACCACUUUCCCUUGCUGGAGUUCCUGAGGAGUGGAUUGCACACCCUAAACAGGCUGUGAUGAGUGUGACAAGGCCUCAUAGUGAUGUCUUCCUUGUAAUCCAGAUUGAAAAAGUUCUUCAGGGUUCCAUCAGUCAGACUGUGGAGCCAUAUCUCAAGAGUAUGGACUCCAAAGGUAUCCAGAAACUACAAAAAAUGAUAAAAACUUGCUGCUACAGGCACAGUUGUGGGGGAUUGAGCAGUGAUGCUGUCUCUCUGUCCAUUACAAAUUUAGUUUCUACUAGGCUUGGUGAAUUCAGAAUGCCCUUUGGAUGGUGUGCUCGGCCAGUAUUUAAAAAUUCUGGGAACCUUGACAAAGAUUCUGAUUUUUCUCCAAUUUACCGAUGUGAAGAAAAAAGACUAAGUGAGGUGGAGUUCAUAAAGAUGUUGACUGAUUUCCGGAGGCCAGAAAAGAUGAAUAAAUUGGCAAUCAUACCAGGGAAUGUCAGUGUCCAGAUCUUACCAAUGGAAGUUACUUUACCUAAUUCCCUGACACCUGCCCUGGAGCCAGUCAAACCGUUCCCAAACCCUCCUACUCAUGAACCAACAGUGGAGGUACAGGAAUUCCCAAGUAGUCACAUUGAUGAUAUUCACCCUUAUGUGAGCUAUUUCAAUCAUCUUUAUGUGUAUCCACAUUACCUGAAUUAUGAGAAUCAGAAAAGCUUCAGUCGAGCCAGAAAUUUGGUUUGUACUGUUGAACUUCGGGACUCAGAUGCUGAAGGUGCCACUCCUCUCCGCCAUCUCUAUGGCCGUCCAGGGUCAGGAACUCUAACAACUCAGAUAUCCACAAUUGUCUUACAUCACAACACAUGGCCAGAGUGGGGCGAUGAAGUGAAGAUCUUAUUACCUCACAACCUAACUUCGCAACAUCAUCUUCUCUUUACCUUUUCACAUGUGGCAAUUGAAGCAGCCAAAGCAGGGAAGAGAGAUGUGCCAGUUGAGACUGUGGUUGGUUAUUCAUGGUUGCCUCUCACCAUGAAAGGUAGAAUUGUUACUGAAGAACAGAUCCUCCCUGUAGCAGCUCACUUGCCAGCUAAAUACCUCUCCAUUGAACCUCUUGGACUUGGAAAAGGGUUUGCUGGACCAGAAGUUCGUUGGGUGGAUAGCCAGAAGAAUGUCUUCCGUGUAUCCAUGCGCUUAGUCUCCACAGUUUUAAGCGCAGAUCAACAUCUGCACAACUUUUUUCACUCCAGUGCCUCCCUUCUUCCUUUGAUUAGCUCCUCUGGAGGAGCUGGUGCUGCCUCAAGUCCAAGGUCUACCCAACCCAUGGAUGUGGAAACACUUAAGAAUCUUAAGGCUCUACAUGCUCUAGAAGUUGGCAGUAUUAUUGCAUUCCUUCCAACUCUUCUCAAUCAGCUUCUUGGAGUUCUUCUUAAUGGUGGCCCAGAUGUUGCUACAAAUGUUACAAGGGUGAUCGUUCAUGUCAUAGAUCAAAUGUAUGAAGCAGGCCGUGAUGACAUUUUACACUCCUACAUUAAGUAUGUCAUGAGUAUCUCGUGCCAUGGUCGUAAGACAAUCCAUGAAGAAUUGUGCCAGUCUCUCGCAGAACUCCUCCAGCCCUCCAGCAUGGAUCAACUCAUUACUAAUAAGAUUCUUCGACACAGUCAGUUUUUCUUUGCAUUCAUUGCUCGUUCUAUGGCCCUGCAUCUGCUAACUACUGCACGGAUCAAGAUGGUUCGCAAUGAGAGAUUUAGUGAAGAGUAUCAGACAGAAGUUCGGUCUGUUGUUGAACUUGUGUCCACUCAUAUCAUUCAACGUUAUAAAGAAAGCCCCGUGGAAGCAAGAGCUGCUAACAUUGCUCUGGCCCACUUUCUCAAGCAAUGUCUGAGCAUGAUGGACAGAGGAUAUGUGUUCGGACUGAUUAAGUUGUACUUGGAGCACUUUAGUCCUGGUGAUCCAAUUGUCCUCCAUGUGUACAAGUUUACACUUCUUCGCGUUGUGUGCUCACAUGAGCACUUUAUACCACUCAACCUUCCCAUCUUUAAUACUCCUCACAGUGUAGAUGCCAAAAAAGCCAAAUUACGUCAUAGUACAGAUGAAUUCUACCUCAGCACAGACUUCAGCUCACGGCACUUUCUUGUUGGUGCUUUGCUAAGUGAAGUUCGUGCUGCCCUAGGGGAAGUAGCAGAAGUUCAGAGAGUGGCCAUUGGUGUACUUCGAGAUUUGCUUGCCAAACACGCCUUUGACGAUCGUUACUUGCAAUCUGGUCAGCAAGGGAGAAUUGUCUGCUUAUAUUUUCCAAUAGUCUCAGUCCUUUUGGAAAAUGUGAAACGACUCAGUUGGCCUGCUGUUCCAUCAAACUCUACAGGUUCAGCAAUAAGGAGAGUUGACCCUCGAGCUAGUGCAAGAGCCCGAAUUGCAAGAUCUGGAGGAGGAAGCAUUGAUAUGAGUACAUAUAGCACUCCUUCUCGUAAAGGCUCUAGUCGCACUGAUGUUUCUGGAAUAACUGCCCGAGGGGAUUCCUCAUACCUGGCAAUUAUUGCUGGACCAGGGGGAUUAAUGACUCAUCAAACUAAUCUAGUCAAUGGGAGAUCUAGCUCAAGCCUAGAAUCAGAGGAUCAAGUGCCAUCUACAGCAAAUUCAGACCUACUUGAGGAGGAAUUGGAGGAGGACAUUACUGAAGAAGGAAGAAGUCAUUCUAGGAACCUCAGUGUGGCAUUUGCUGGGGAGAAUGGGCCUGUGAGAUAUGAUAAACUGUGCCCAGGAGAAGUCCGUGAUCUUCUACUCUGUUUCCUGCACACACUGAAGCAUGUCCCAGAACCUCAUUUGGUAGCCUGGUGGGCAACACUUGGUAAUGAAGCACUAGGCUACUUCUUUACUCUUCUUCAAUUAUGUUUACACCACUUCAAGUACACUGGCAAGAGACAGAUAGUGAGAGAACAAGCACCAAAAAGAGCAUCAACUCUUCCAGCAAAAUUACAGCCUCCCUACUCUUGCAGUAGAAUGUCCACAGCAACUGACAGUUACAGUGUAAGUAGCCAUGAAGGAGAAGGCUGGUUGAAGGCCCUACAAGAGGCUAACCUUGCCACAGAAGUUGGCCUCAUAGUACUUGAUGCUCUGGGUAACUUCACCACUCACUGCAGUGAUAUCCUCACAUCUGAUGGAGCUGAAAUCAUCAUGCAGCAAGUGUUUUCUUUACAUCUACUGUACCUACAGCUUGGGCAGUCAGAGAGUCUAAUGAAGCAUGUGUUUGCAUCUCUUCGGGCGUUCAUAAAUAAUUUCCCACGGACACUAUUCCAAGGCGAUGCUUCGCUGUGUGGGUCUCUCUGCUUCGAGAUGCUGAAGUGCUGCAACAGUAAGCUGACCAACCUGCGCCAUGAGGCCUGUGCUGUACUUUACCUGCUAAUGAGGAGUAACUACGAAUUCACUCGACGAACAGGCAUCAACCGAGUGCAUUUGCAGGUCAUCAUCUCUGUGUCACAGCUCUUAGGGGAGAUCAUUGGUUUGAAUUAUGCCCGGUUCCAGGAGUCAAUGGCUCUUAUUAAUAGUUAUGCCUCCAGUGACAAAGCAAUGAAUAAUACAGGGUUUGUAAGUGAAGUACGAGACUUGACCAAAAGGAUUCGGACAGUAUUGGUUGCCACUGCUCAAAUGAGAGAACAUGAGCGGGAUCCUGAGAUGCUAUGUGAUCUCCAGCACUCAUUGGCUGCAUCUUAUGCUGCAACACCAGAGCUGCGCACCACUUGGCUCCAGGCAAUGGCCAAGCAUCAUGUAAAGAAUGGAGAUCUAUCAGAGGCAGCAUUUUGCCAACUCCACAUUGCAGCCCUUAUGGCUGAGUAUUUACGUCACCAAGGAGAAUCUCCUGAGGGUUGCCAGACCUUCUCCAUUAUAUCGGACAACAUACCGAGGGAUGAGUCUAACUUGCGGCUGGAUGCAGACGUUGCAUGCAGCUCGCAGGCUCCACGCUUUCACACCGGUUUGGUGGACACAGUGUUCACUAUGGACUCAUUAAUCAACCAACUGGAGCUGGCUGGCGGGAUGGUCGAACGGGCAGAGCGAUAUGAAUUACUGGGUAACCUGUAUCGCAUUCUCAUUCCAAUUUAUGAAGCACGACGCAACUACCCAGCACUGGUCCAGUGUUACUCACAUCUUUAUCAGGCUUAUUCGCGUGUUGUAGAAGUCAAUGCCUCACAAAAACGUUUACUUGGGCGCUACUACAGAGUAGCUUUCUAUGGACCAAUCUUCGAAGAGGAAGCAGGCAAGGAGUAUGUGUAUAAGGAGCCAAAAGUGACAUCUUUAGCAGAGAUAUCAGAACGUCUAUAUCAUCAGUUCUGUGAUAAGUUUGGCAAGGAAGCUGUCAAGAUGAUUAUGGACUCAAAUUUUGUUGAGGCAGAUGAGCUUGAAUCCCGCUAUGCAUAUAUUCAAGUCACCCAUGUCUCUCCAUAUUUCUCGGAGGAGGAGCGAGUCAACCGCCAGAAUGAGUUUGAUCGUAAUAACAACAUAAACACAUUUAUGUUUGAAACACCAUUUACCCAGGGAGGCAAGGCUCAUGGCAAGCUGGAAGAGCAGUGGAAGAGAAGAGUUAUCCUAAAAACAGAUUAUACAUUUCCAUAUGUAAAGAAAAGAAUCCAAGUCGUUGACACAGAGGUUCUUGAGAUGUCUCCCAUUGAGGUAGCAAUUGAUGAAAUGGAAAGUCGCGUGAAGGAACUUUUGGAGAUUAUUAACAAGAAGCCAACUGAUGUAAAGAAAUUGCAGCUCAGACUUCAGGGAAGUAUCAGUGUCCAAGUAAAUGCUGGACCACUAGCAUAUGCUUCUACUUUCUUGGAUGAAUCCCAUUCUGCCUCUUACCCAGUGAACCAGGUCUUACGCCUCAAGGAUGUGUACAGAGAAUUUGUAUGUACCUGCAAGGAAGCACUGGAUCUGAAUAGCCAAGUUAUAAAUAGUGAUCAGUAUGAGUACCAGAUGGCCUUGGAGAGUAAUUUCUCAGAACUCUUGCAGUCUCUCUCGUCCAUCCUCAGUGAGCCUCUACUUGCAGCUCAAAUUGCCAUUGACAGUGUUUUGAAGAGAUCAUCACAACACUAUCUUAGUAUGAUAAGUUCUCCAGGAGGUGCCAGCAAUGCAUGAAGUUGUAUUGUUCAUGUUUUUAACUCAAUUUUUAUGAUAAGAUUUUGAACUUAGCUGAAAAUUUUUGAUACAGAUGCCUUUGGUAUACAGUAUGUGACAGAGACAUUUGGAAAUGUUUUACAAGAUUUAAAAACAAAAAACUUAUUGUAUUGAAUACGAUAAUUGGUAAUGUAGGUUAUGAUUACAUAGAUCUUGAAACAGUUGUGUACCUGAACUUCAACAUACAGGGUAAAGGCAUUAUUAUGAGGUGAUUUACGCAAGGGAAUAUAUAAAUGUAUUAUUCUGCUUUUAAAUAGUAGAAAACAAUUGCUUUGAACUAUGUGAAAUAGUGACUUUUUUGUGGCUGAAAGCAAUUUUUCAAGAUGUCAAAAAAUGUGCCAUGUAUGUAAGUCAUUUUAUAGAAAAGUUAAGAAAACUUUGGGAAUGAGUGCCAUUAUAAUUAUUUAGUAUUUGUCCAGCAGCUACUGGGCAACUGUCUUGUUUAAUUUUUUAGAGGUCUCAUGCUUGUUAUUAUUGAAGAGUCUUCAUGUUUAAUGAAUAUUACUAGAGUCUAUUGAUCAAUGUUUGCUCAUCAGCAAUGCAUGGGAAAUAGUAAAUUGUGGUAGACUUAAGUAAAUGUCAGCUUGUGAGUGAGUAAAUUCUAAUAUACAAUGGCCAUCUCACUGCUUUAGGAUGAGGCUUUCAGGCAUCUCAGUAUAAUUAAUUAUGUGAGUGCUGUAUUUUUAUAGUGAAAACAGUCAAAACUUUUUUGACUACAGUGAUGUAGAUUUUAAUUCACAGCUGUAAUGCAUGAAAUACUUGACAGAAGAUGAAAUUUUGUUUUCUUAGUUCUUUUGUAAAUAAGCAUAAUUUGUUUUCAUAGAUACUUUAAAGGGUGCCCUGUUACAAAAAAAAUUAUCAGUGUAUUCUCAUAGAUUUCACUUAAAAUCUAAAUAUGGUUCUGUAUAUGGUUUUCAAUAUUCAAGAUUCAAUGAUCAAGCAGAUAUACAGUAUCCUUAUUACAUAACUGCUAAGAUAUGCCCUUACAGGACUCUAUCUAGAAUAACUCUCCAACCUUAAUAGAAUAUUAUUGAUAAAUACUUGCAUGCAGAUGUUAUUCAUUACAUCAAAGUAUUCAGUAAAUGUAAUGAGUUGUAAUGUCGUUUAUUGUCAUUAGAUGGUUAAAAAUUACUGUAUGGUAAAUGAUGCAAGACAAAAUAGCAUUUUCAAGCUGUAAAUAUUUAAAUUUUUUUAAUGUUUGGCUGUAUACAGUAAUAAUGUAAAACAUAAUUGUCAAAUAUUUUUAUCUAGGCAGUAAGUCUGUGAUGUAAAUUACAUCUAUCAUAUAUAUAUAUGAAUUUUUUGGUAUUAAUAUUUGCAUAUUUUUUUUAAUAUGAAAAAGUAUUGAUAUGUUAUUAAGUGGUACUGUUGUUAAAUUUCCAUCACAUUCAGAGGCUUUCGUCUCUCGGGGCCUUAAAAACCAUUAAAGUAAGUGUUCUGUAGAAUAUACAUUUAGCUAAGAUGUUAAUAUUUUAAUUUGCAUUUCAUUGUUAGUGGAAAGGUAAGUUUUCUAGAUAUGUUUUUUUAUUUAAGAGUACUGUACAGGGUAUAGGUAUGUAUGGACUACAGUAUGCAGAUACUGUAUUAAUAUUUCAACUGGCCUCACAGAUUAACCCUGCAGUUUUUUACGUUUAAAGUUGAUAAAUGAAGUACUGAAUCUCCUUGCAUUUAUUUUGUGGAAUCUGACCCUGCUAAUCUUAACUGAUGGUGUGUGGUUGUAAUUUUGGAACUUUUUCUUAUUUGCUGUAUUUUAUGUUAACCUGAAUCAAUGCUUUAAGUUUACUGUAUGUGAAUUUUUAUAACUUUUUUGUAUAAUGGUGCUAUGAAUGUGUGUUCAUUGUUAUUUAUGGUGGUGAUGGCUGAAAAUUGUGAGGCGUUAUUUUAUUUUCAGUGUCAUAUUUGUUAAAAUUUUAUCUCUAUGUAGAGUAGUCACUUGACUCUAAAUAAAAUUGUCUGUGAGUAGCCAAGUUUUGCUCAUGGCUGUCUAUACAGAAUUUAAGUGUAGAAAAACAUUGUUUCCAAGAAAGAUGGAAUAAUUUUUGCUUGAAACAACAAAAGACACAUUUGUCUUUGUAAUGCUCUCUUUUUCAUAAUGCUUCUGUAGAGGGUAAAGUAAAAGCCUUUCAGUCGAAGUAUUUGCUUAUCUAUUAAUGUCAUUGUUGCUCACUGUAUUUAGCAAACAAAAUACUGUAUAUUUUUUAUUUAGUCUUGUAUUGGGGAAUAAAUACUCUAUUGACAAUUGAAGGUACAAUUAUAUUUGAAAAUAAUACAGUAUAUUAGAAUCACUUUAUUAAUUUUUAAGAUCUCAUCUCAUGAUCCCCCCCCCCUCCUGUUAAGAGUUUCUUUUUAGAAUUUUUGGGCAAAGUUUUACAAAGUUAAGUUGCUCAUUUAUGUAUGGUCUGUAAACUCAAAAGACAUAUAUUUGAUAAUUUUAUUUUACUAGUCUUGCUAUCAACUAGCUUAAGUAGAUGUUGAAUCAGGGGAAUUAGGUAUUUCUAUCCUGAAACCUUAAAACAAAUAAUAUUUGUUUGUGUUUUUUCUUUAAGUGUUUACAUUCUGAAAAUUACUAUUAGAAACUGGUGAAAUAAUCAGAACUACUUAGUAGGAGAUAGUAAAUUAUCCAUAAAAUGCUCAAGCUUAUACUCUAUAUCACUAUGGAACCAUAUGCAUUUAUUUUUCAGUAACACAGGCUAGUGUAUUGCACAAGACAUCAAAAUAUCUCAAGAUUCACUUCUCCUUGAUAGAUUAAUUUGGGAUACCAUUGAUGAAGAGGCUCAAUUUUAUGAUCAUCUUAUUUGAGCAUGGACAUGUAAUUUUAGGUAUAUAUAUAUACAGUAUAUAUAUAUAUAUAUAUAUAUAUAUAUAUAUAUUUUUUUUGUCCUGCUUUCUUUCUAUUUAACAAUGAGUUGCAUCUCUUCUCCUCUGUAUAAGGUAUCUGUAUUUUUCAUUUGUUUUCUGUUCCAUUUCCCACAGAAGCAGAGAUGUGAACUUUAAAGUCCUUAUAGAUAUCCACAAUUGGAUAUGGUGAAAUUUGUCAGAAUCUCAGAAACAUUUACCUUAACAUUUAUUAUGACUCAUCUCUUUUCUUGAUGAUCUGAACAUUCUUAAACUUGUUGUUAUAAUCCUGCAGACUAGCACAGUUUUCAUAAAUACUUGUUGAAACUACAUGGGUUAUAGAUGGAGGAUUAAUCCUGUAAACUCAAUGUAUAACCAAGUUAGUACUGUACUGGGAAACUUGUUAUUCCUACUUCCAUUUGGAGUACUGAAUUGGAUCUGGAGUAGUUGGUCAGGUUUGGGUGCUCAAAACAAUAUCCUCAAUCUUUCAGUGUUUUAGGGUACCAUUUUAGCAAAUGGAUAUCUUUGGAACCUCAGUAUCUUCAUACUGAUAUUGUAAUUAUUUGAUUUAUUAAUACUCUACUUAGAUCCUGGUCACAAGUUCUGACCUUGGACUACAUUCUAUAGUUUUGCUGACCAUGUAAAGUUGCUCAAUCCUGUACUGUUAGAAAAUUUGAUAUUAGAAUCAAUCCUCUAUUUUGGAUAGUCCCAAGCCUAGUUCAUCACAAGCCAGCAUUCUUAACAAAUUACAAUACUAUGCCUAUUUGUGAUGUUCUUUUUUCCAUUUUUGUAUAGUUCUAGAUUAUUAUGUCAUAGUAGCCAGGAAAAUUAGGGGACAUGCUCUCAGUACAGUAUUGGGUUAUUAAUUUUUUUAGUGUAAAAUGAGAGGAUCAGCCGGUCAUUAGUAGUAAAAGCAAAGAAUACAAAUAAUCUUAUUACUGUACUUUCUUGUAGCUCCUUGUUGGGGUUGAAUUGUAUGCCUUACAUGUGAUAUUUUUACAGGAUGUCCUUGCCUCUGCUGCAGCAGAAUAUUAAUCUGCUGAAUUACCAUUGUCUCUGCUUUAUACUUACUGUAUUCUUACAAUCCAUUAGGAAGUUUUAGUCCAUGUAGGUAUUUGUUUACCAUAACAAUCAAAGCUUUUUGUUUAUAAUUGCAAUUAAGGUAUAUAUUGUCGAGCAUCUUUUUUCUUGUAGAAGUGAUAACAUUUUAUCUUGAACAGGUAGGAGUCACAUAUUGUUGGCAAUAUGUCAAAUUAAUACAAAAAAAAAUUAUAGUUGAGUAGCAAAACAGAAUAUCCAUGCAUCAUCUAUAACAUUGUAUGUUUUCUCCUAUAUAUUUUUAGAUUUUAUCCGAUGGGUGCGUCGUCACUUGAGCAUUUUAGCCCGAAUGAACCAAACGAGCACACAACGCACGAAUGAACCGAAAGAGCAAUUCGAGUGCAAGCUCUCUGUAUUCUGUGUGUUUGACGGUGCUUGUCUUUUUCCUACCGUUUUCCUCAGUUGAACCAUGGAUCUCACAGUGGCAUCAGGUGCAUUCUUCAGUAUUUACUCCUUCGCCAAAAGGAAGAAGAAAUCUAGUAGAGUGUGGUUAAGGCGACUAUUUUCUGGACGGAAAAAUAUGUCCCUGUUGAGUGAAAUGGAUCAUGGCCAUUUGAAAAACUUUACUUAAGUGACACCAGAGGACUUUGAAACAUUAAGUAACCUUGUAGGACCAAGAAUUAUAAAGAAGGAUACAACAUUCUGAAGAGCCAUACCGGUCCAAGAUCGUUUGGCUGUAACUCCACAACUUUCUUGCCACAGGGGACUCCUAUACCAGCCUGCAGUAUUUAUUCAAGAUAUCCAGGCAACGCAUAAGUGUGAUAAUCGCAGAAACAUGCAGCGCUUUGUUUGAAGCCCUGAAGGAUUACAUAAAGGUAAUACAAAAAUAUUAAUGUUUUAAUAAUAUUUACCUUAUUAGCAUACUAAUAUGUUGGUACAUGUAAAUACUACCCAUGUUUGUAAAGUUGUGGGCUGCCCUAUUAAUGUGUGUAGGAAAUAAAGUAAUAUACUAUAAUUAUCUAAUGGAAACAUGUCUUUAUUCAAUGUUGUAAGUUACGAAUACAAAGCAACCCUUAUUAACUCAUUCAAGCAAAUACAAAAGUGAUUGUGACUUGGACUCUGCCUGGGAUUGAAACUGAAUUUCGGGAGGAGGAGUGGGUGCAGGAGAAGAGUGGACUGAUUGUGUUUCAGGAGUAGGUGUGGAAUGAUAUGAACCUGGUGUAGGAAUGUUGGAGGCUGUGGAUGGACAUGCAGAAAAAGGUCAAAUUGUCCCAUAUCAACAUUGAAUAGUGUGUUAUUGAUGUGGUGUUGGACUGUGGCUCUCAUUCUCUUACUAUAGUUUCAUAAUUUGUUGGCCACGUGUAGCCCAUAGACACCGCACUCAUCUUGUUGCAAAGAAGCACUUGCAGCGGCACCUUUUAAGAUGUUAAGAGCUUCCCCUAUUUGUGGGUCCUCUUCUGACUCGGCCUUCUUUCGUUUAUGCUGUUUCUUUGCCUGAGUAGCUGGUGGUGACUUGAUUAUCUGGGUGGUAACAUCAUUGUCAUGCAGCAGUGUCUCUACAUUGGUGUCAUCAUCUGGUGUGUCUUCUCUUCUCUCCGGGAACAUUCCAUAAUUUGUGCAAUGCUCACUCAGCAAUCAUGCUUCCUAACUUUAUUGUAGUCGAGCCAUGUUGGGGAUUCCACAGCUCAGGAUGCUUCUCAUAUUCAUUCACUGAGGUUAAACAUUUCUCCCUGUCCCACUCCAUAACACACCACAUAGCUGGAACAGCGCGAACACCCAUCCUGACUGUGCACCAACGAGCAACUGAAUCCUUUUGAGCAUGCACCAUCUACCCACAAGCGACGGAAAACGUUUGGCACACUCGAUUCGGUUCGGAGACACGUCGUUACUAGCCAAAUUCUACUCUGCAUGUUCUGCUCAUUUGGUUUGUUUGGGCUAAAAUGCUCAAGUGAAGAUGCAACCUUUGAGCUUAGUGUUACCACCUCUCUUUCCUUUUCUCUCAUCACAACAAACAUGUGUUAUAUAUAGGCAGAUCUGCUGUGAGGAUGAAAAAAGAUUAGUGCCAUGAGAAACUUCAUCCUUCACAUAAGCAGAUCUAUUCCUGAGUGAAACAAUCUUCAUCCCUUACAGGUAUUUAGAGUGAGGUCUACUCUUUAUGGUGUAGAGAGCUUCCUCUGAAGCGUUUCUUCUUUCUGCUUUUGGCCCAUUCAUUUGCAGACCACCUACUACUUUUACUAUAUUUUCAAUGAAAAAUAUAUCCAAAUUGAUGAACGGAGAUAGAAUUGGAUUCGUUUAUAUAAAACAGCUCAUAAAACUCUCUCUAUACAGUACUCCAGAACUAUUGUGAUUAAUAUUAUAUAAUGUAACAAAUUCUUUUUUUAAAGUCCUUAAACAAAAUAUUGAUGCUGUAUUUUGUGUACUGUAUUCUGUUGUGAUUGGGCUGUUAAUGUGUUACACCUACUAUUGGCAUGGCCCUAUAUUAGACUUUUUUAUGUGCUUACUAGAAUAUAUACUGUAUUUGAUAAAGAAAGCAUUUUCACAAUAUUUCACCUUAUGUUUUCACAAACACACACUGACAUAGAAAGGGAGAAAUAUAAAUUUUAUUGAUUCAACAUGUCUCAAACAGAAAUGACAGCUUUUGCAUAUUACUGUACUCUAUAAGUGUAUAUAUUACAGUAGACCCCCGAUAUAACACAAGACUGUGACCAAGAAUUGUUGCAUAACAUAAAAUUGCAUUAUAUUUCAGUGGGGAAAUAUAGGUUACGGGACCACAGUCACGAAACAUACAACAAGUGUUUUCUCAUUUCAACACUAAUUUCAUUAUUUCAAAUCUCCUUUUAAUAAUUAUUAAUUUACCCGAGUCUGAACAACUGCUUCCUGGACUACAGUUUUUCUUUCUCACAGUGACUGGUGGAGUAAGUAGAACUCAGGGUGUCGUGAAUUGUGUGUAAUCUGCUUAGAUGCUUCAUUUGGUAUAAAACCAUUAAAAACAUAUUAAAUGAAACAUUAAAAAUACUUAUCUAAGAAAAUGAAAUAAUAAAAAUAUAUUUAAUGGUUUUACACUAAAGGUCAGAGCUGACCAGUGGCAAAGAUGAUACGUAACAUAAAAAAUUCCUUUUAGACCUCAUUUUUCUCACUUCAACACUAAUUUCAUCAGUUCAAAACAUUUUUAAUAUAUUAUAACUCACCUUGAGACUGAACAACACUUCCUGGGCUACAUUUGUUCAGAAACAAGGUGACUAAUAGAGCAAUAGAACAUGGGGUGUCAGGAAUUAUACAAUAUCUGCAUAGAUGUUGCUGGCCGGUGCUAGCAGACAACGUACCUGCCUCUGCUGCCAUUUAUUGAGGAUUGCGAAAACUUUGUUUUCAUUUAUUGAUCGAUUGUCUUCGUUUCAUAUUAAAACUUUAAAAACAUAUUUAAUAAAAGAAAUUAAAAACAGUUAAGGCUUCUCUAAGCAAUGAAACUUUAAAAACAACUACAGUACUGUACAAUACAAUACUGUAUAAUGAUCAGUGCAGGAAACUGUCAGUGUCAACUUCUUCGGAGUAAAUGUUGUAAACUGUUGUAAUGACCUGUCAGAGAAUAUUAUGAGAGCAAGGAUUGUGAACUGUUGUAGUAACCUGCCAGAAAGGUUGUCUAGAAAAUUUUCCCAAUUUUUUUAUACCCUGAAUUGCCUCUAUUAAUGACAGAAUAUGGAAUUUGAGCACAGAAAAUUAAAACAUUGAACAAGCAAUAGGAAUGUUGUCUUGAACAGGAAAAGAGACAACGGAAGUUUUAGUUUAUAUUUAAAAAUUCAUGUGUUAAGGCAUUUUGAUAUGGGAGAACAGCUUUGGGUAUCACUAGAGCACUACACCCAAUGUUUAACAUACUGUGCAGUAAACCCUUGCUAUUCACAGGGGUUAGGUUCCAGGGAAUGGCACAAAUUGACAAAACUGCGAAUAGUAACUUAAUCUGCCUUAGCACACUACUGUAUACCUAUAUAGUACAGUGUAUGAGAAACUUAAGUUACCAAUACAGUACUGCUCUUCUUUGUACGUGAAAGUUUGGAGCCUGAUGAAGUGUACUGUACAGUAGACUGAAAUCUGGUUACUGAAGCAUAAGGAGAUAAUCAGGAUCACUGUUGGAAGAGGGUGAUGCAGUGGUGGUUGGUGGAGAGGUGUGUGGUGGGUAGGUAGGUAGUGGAGUGGCGGCAGCAGCUGAAUGAGUAGGUGAGGGAGACGAAUCAGCUGGGCGAGCGGCUCGUUCUUUCUUGAAAAACAUCAUGAUUGGCAGCUAUUUCCUUUUGGCUUUGAGGUCUCUUAAACGUUUCACUCCACUAGCACUGACACUAGGCAGUCUUUUAGGGGCUAUUUCAGAUGAAAACAUUAAAGCUUUCAGUGUAACACAAGAGAUGCUGUGUCGCAGGUAAUGGUUUAGCACAAACAAAGUGAGAGGAGACGCUGUGGGUGCAUGAGGGUGACUCAUUGCGCUGUGGUCAGGCUCGUAAGGUAGCCACUAUCUGCUUGCCUCGAAUAGUCGAAAUUGCAAACUCAUAAAUAGCGUGUUUAACUGUAAUUUGUGAUUUUUUCUUCAAUUUUCUUCCAAAAACCUCUUUCAAAGUAAACCUCAAAAUUUUUGGAUGUUUCACAUCAUUUGUGACAUUCUCAUGUAUUAAUUAUUUUAUUAUAUUUAUAUGUUUUUCUUUAAAGCCAGUCUCAAAAAUCUUUGUUCAAAGGGAAUCUGUGCAUUUAUCAUAUUUUGUCAUUCAACUCUUUAUUUACUUUUUUCAUGACUGAGCUCUGGGCUUACAAUACGCAAACUGAAAAUGACAGUUCAAUAACGAAAAAUAGGAGUGGUUUAGGGUGCUGUGUUAUAUUGAAAUCAUUGUAUAUUGAAUCAAAUUAUAUUAGGGGUCUACUAUAUAUUGAAUAUUAGGAAUAAAAGUAGGGAUACAUAGAAAUAAGAGAAAACAUUAAAAUAAAAUAAGUUUGUUCCA